This is a messenger RNA of Aedes albopictus (Asian tiger mosquito), 1827 nucleotides long. RefSeq names its product myrosinase 1. NCBI's taxonomy places the organism in Eukaryota, Metazoa, Arthropoda, Insecta, Diptera, Culicidae. Gene Ontology annotation, biological process: carbohydrate metabolic process. The transcript is spliced from 3 exons. The record is from RefSeq and is a predicted model, not a curated record. Gene Ontology annotation, molecular function: beta-glucosidase activity. Bases 437 to 1750 code for a protein of 437 amino acids.
AUCUAGAGAUGGUGAAUAACGUACCUCUUGAACCGGCCUUCUGAUAUGCUCAAAGAAUAAUUGUUAAACAAACUGUACUUCAAAAGAUAUCAUUAUUCGACAGCGGACUACGGUCAGCAGUUGUUAUCUUUUGGAAGCGAACGGAUCACAGUCAUUGUCUAGAUUCCACGGACCACUUGAGUGAAUAUGUUCCCUCUCACGUGGUGUUGCCGUUCUACUAGGAUUCGCCUCCAAGGUCAACACAGCAGAAUUUCCCGCCCACUUCCGAUUUGGAGUCGGUACUUCGGCCUACCAGAUCGAAGGAGGCUGGAACGCCGAUGGAAAAGGUGAAUCCGUUUGGGAUCGGUUAGUUCACAGCUGCCCUGGAUCGAUCCAAGAUGGCGGUACGGGUGACACCGCUUGCGACAGCUACCACCAGUGGCGUCGGGAUGUCCAGAUGGUUCAGGAGCUCGGCGUAGACAUCUACCGGUUUUCGAUCGCUUGGAGUAGAGUUCUGCCAACGGGGAAGAGGGACUCCUUGAACCGACUUGGGAUCAACUACUACAAUGGGUUGAUUGACGAACUUCUCCGGAAUGGGAUCACGCCAAUGGUGACGUUGCUUCAUAUGGAUUUGCCUCAGGCGCUGCAGGAUCUUGGGGGCUGGAUGAACUCGGACAUUGUCCGCUACUUCAGCGAGUAUGCCGAUGUGGUAUUUGCUGCCUUUGGUGAUCGCGUUCCGUUGUGGACUACGAUUAACGAACCGGCGCAUUACUGUAUGAGCGGUGAGCUGAUCGCCGAUCCGUUCGAUAGUGGGAUCAGCGAAUACCGUUGCGUGCAUAACUUGGUGAAAGCACACGCGGAAGCUGUGCAUUUGUAUCGGGAGCGGUACCAGUCUCUUCGGAAUGGUAGCAUUGGAAUUUCGUUGGGCGGGAUGUGGCUGGAACCGGAAAGUGAUUCUUUGGAUGAUCGGGAGGCCUCCGAAUGGGGUCUACAGUUCGAGAUGGGUUGGAUCGCGCAUCCAAUCUUCGUGGGAGAUUAUCCACAGGUUAUGAAGGAUCGAGUAGCGUUGAUGAGUGCGGAGCAGGGCGCUACACAGUCUAGGCUCCCAGUUUUUAGCGAAGAGGAGAUGUACCGGAUUAAGGGAACGGCAGACUUCCUGGGUUUGAACGCCUAUACCAGUUCCUUGGUGAAGAAGAAUGGGUUGAACAACCCGGCGGAACACAAAGUACCCUCGCACGAUCAUGAUUCUGGAAUCAUGAUUGGCGUUGAUCCAAGUUGGACGUCCACGGAAGCUCCGUGGAUAAAGGUUGUACCGGAGGGUUUGCGGAAACUCUUGAACUGGAUUCGGCUGGAAUACGGUAAUCCACCAGUGUGGAUAACGGAGAAUGGAGUUGCGACGGUGAUUGGAACAGUUGACGAUCGCCGCGUGGAUUAUUUGAAUGGCUACCUCGGAGCGACGUUGGAUGCGAUCCAAGAUGGCUGCAAUGUCCGUGGAUAUCUGGCGUGGAGUUUAAUGGACAACUUCGAGUGGAACUUUGGUUAUACGCUAAAAUUUGGGCUGUUCCACGUGGAUUUUGACAGCCCAAACCGGACCCGCCAUGCCAAGAUGUCCGCCAAAGUGUAUCGAAACAUAGUGCAAACCAGACAAUUUGAUGACAGAUAUCGUCCCAAACCGGAUGUGGUGAUUCCACACGUUUCUCGGGCUGCUUCGAUCUUCUGGGCGGGACUAGUGAUUGUGGCAUUUGCGGGAAUUUAUCAGUAUUGUUUGUAAAUAAAUUCGGACGACUGUUUGGUAGUUUUGAGGAAGUUCAGCAAAAUACCACGUGUUAGCGAAUAUUUCACCAGAAA